UUUAGAAUUUUGGAUUUUGUUGCGUCUUUUACUCUUCUUAGCGGGGUGUAUUCAAUUAAAAUUUUAAAAAACUAUUUUAAGAUAAAUAAGUCUCGUGUAUUCAAUUAAGACUUUUAAAUAAUUGGAAUUCCCAUACUUCAUUGAUGGAAUAAUUUCGAGGAAAUUGGAAAAUAACAUUUCAAAUAACUUGUUUCUUUAUUUUCCACUAUCUCAAUUAUUGCAUUUGUCCUACCCUCAUUUUCAACAUAAAUAUAAGGACCUCUGCACAAGUGCUAGCUACCCUCAACCUUUCCUUCGCAACAAUGGAGUUGUAUCUUCCAUGCCAAAACACUGCCAUAGCUGGAAUCUUAGCCAUACUUGUGUUUUCCUACUUUAUCAUAAAGAGAUCAAGCUCUGGUGCCAAAGCCAAGGGUCCCAAACCAUCAAAAGUGGAAGGUGGGUGGCCUCUGCUAGGUCAUCUCGACCUAUUCGGAGGAUCUCAGCUUCCUCACAUAGCUUUGGCUUCCUUGGUUGGCAAGUAUGGACCAAUCUUCACCGUCAAUAUUGGCAUCCACUCGGCUUUGGUGAUAAGUACUUGGGAGGCGGCCAAGGAUUGCUUCAUCACAAACGAUAUAGCUGUUUCCUCCCGUCCUGCUACGCUAGGGAUUAAGCACUUGAGCUACAACUUUGCCAUGUUCGGGUUUAGCCCCUACGGUCCAUACUGGCGUGAAAUUCGCAAACUGACAUCGCUCGAGCUACUCUCAAACCGCAGGCUCGAGCUACUGAGAAACGUUAGAGCAUCCGAAGUAGAGAUGAGCUUAAAAGAGCUGUACACUCUACGGAGCAACAGAAAAGAAGGGUCGGGGGAGCUUUUGGUGGACAUGAAGCAGUGGUUUGGAGGUUUGACUCUAAAUGUGAUUUUUAGGAUGAUUGCUGGAAAUAGAUGCUUUAUGAAUGGGGAUUUGAGUGAGGAGAAGGAGGCUAGGCGGUGGCAAAAAGCCAUGGGGGAGUUCUUUCAUUUUCUGGGAUUGUUUCUGUUGGGAGAUGCUGUUCCUUGGCUUAGUUGGUUGGAUUUGGGUGGACAACAGAAGGCCAUGAAGAGAACUGCCAAAGAACUGGACAGUAUUCUUGCGGAAUGGUUGGAGGAGCACAAGCAGAAAAGAACUAAAGGGAAAGAUCAAGAUUUCAUGGAUGUCAUGCUUUCACCCAUCGAUGGAGCAUAUGUUGCUGGCUUCGAUGCUGAUACCGUCAUCAAAGCAACAUGUUUGGUAUAUUUACAACAACGACCUCAAUGGUCAUAUGCUAAAUUUGUUUUAUUAAUCACCAGAGUUUUGAUUGUGCAGGCUAUGAUUUCUGGAGGGAGUGACACAACCAUGGUGACCCUGACGUGGACACUCUCUUUGCUUUUGAACAACCGCCAAGUUUUGGAGAAAGUUUAUGAAGAACUUGACCAGCAUGUUGGCAAAAGAAGAUUGCUGAAUGAGUCGGAUAUAAAUAAUCUGGUGUACCUGCCGGCCGCUAUUAAAGAAGCAAUGCGUUUAUGCCCACCUGGACCACUCUCAGUCCAGAGGGUGUUCAGAGAAGACUGUACCGUAGGAGGGUACCAGGUUCCAAAAGGCACAUGGCUGCUAGUGAACCUGUGGAAGAUCCAAACUGACCCUCGGGUUUGGGCCGACCCGAUGGAGUUCAAGCCAGAGAGAUUUCUCACUACCCAUAAGGAUGUUGAUGUUAGGGGUCAGCAAUUUGAGCUGAUGCCGUUUGGGAGUGGUAGAAGAGCAUGCCCUGGGAUAAGUUUUGCUCUUCAGAUGAUGCUUUUAACUUUGGCUAGUUUUCUUCAUUCGUUUGAAGUCACGACCCGAGGGAACGCAGCGGUUGAUAUGACUGGAAGCCCUGGACUUACGAACAGGAAACUCACCCCUCUUGAUGUCCUCAUCAAACCACGCUUGUCUCCACAUCUUUAUGAAUAAGUUCAGAAUGAAUAAGUUCACCCCUCUUCAUAUACUUAUUGAUGAUGCCUUUUGCUCUCAAUGGAUUAUGGGCUCGAAGUAUAGAACAAAGCUGAGGCAGAGGUAUAACCUGGUAGAAGCUCCAUACCACAGAUGUGAUCUCCCAUGUCUUUUGUUCUUGUUGUUCUCUUUGUCAAGAAUUCAGAGAGCUCAGAAACAGAGGAUUUGAUCCUGCUCUAGGAUGGAAUGGAAUUCUUGUUAAACGGACGGAGGACAGAACCACAGAAAUUCCUCCUCGGACUUGAGCCAUGUAUAAGUGAAAGUUUUUGUCACCCCUAGAAAGUAUAUCCUUUUUUUGCUCUUCUUUCAACUGUGGGUUAUGUUUAUAAGCUUAUAAUGUGAUUUCUGAGGUCGAUUCGCUUCUUGUUGUAACUUGUUACACUACCCCAUUCUCAUAGCUUGUGCCCUUUUCUGUUAAUUUGAAGCAAUGUAAGUAAAGUUGUGCAGUAUCUAUGCCAAUGAUUGUUUUAUAUAAAGUGAGUCUCCAAUCCUUACA
Molecule: messenger RNA, 2481 nt
Organism: Prunus persica (peach)
Lineage: Eukaryota; Viridiplantae; Streptophyta; Magnoliopsida; Rosales; Rosaceae
Product: cytochrome P450 CYP82D47
Exons: 2
Coding region: 303-1946 (547 amino acids)
Biological process (GO): defense response to other organism
Molecular function (GO): heme binding; monooxygenase activity; oxidoreductase activity, acting on paired donors, with incorporation or reduction of molecular oxygen
Source: RefSeq, a predicted model, not a curated record